UAUGAAUCACUUCCCUAAACUGACCUCAUUCCUAAAAAUCGCCGGAAAGGGCAAGUGAAAUGAAGAUAUAUCUGCAUUCCUUCUCUCUGCGGAUCAUUCUCGGUGCUUUACGGUAAAUUUGGCCUAUCAAGUUUGUCAACGUUAAACGCUACACCAAAACCUACGCCUUGGGAGUUGUGAUGGGGGAUAAGUUUUCCAGAAGUUUGAGUCUAACUGGGAUAUAACGAUCUAGGAAUCUACAAAGUGCGAAACGAGCAUUUAAUAGCGACAGUUUCCUCGGGGGUGUGUCGUCGUCCAAUAGCCUUAUGGCUAGUUCUGAGACAGAUGCAGCAAAAAGGUGGCAGAAAUGCGUGGACACCGUGCUGUGCAACAUUACUAAGGAACAGCUGAAAUCUAUCGAAAACAACAGUGAGGAACGGAACUUUUUUGUGGUACAUCACCUGGCAGACCUAAAAGAAGUUUGCAUCUCUCCUCUCAUUCAUGGCACACCUAUCACCUGUAAAGUGGAAAACACAGAGCGAUACACCACACGCUCCAAGGUACGUGUGUGCACUCUGUACACGGUCCGUCUGACACAUGGCAAUUUCACAUGGACGGUAAAAAGAAAGUACAAGCACUUCCAGGAGCUCCACAGAGACCUGUACAAACACAAAAUGAUGCUGCAGUUCUUGCCUCUGGGGAGAUUUGCCAUUCAGAGACAACAGCUGGCAAGUUUGCCAGAGGAAAUGCCAACUUUACAUGGAAUCAACAGAAUCAGGAGAACGUCUAGCAAACCGAAAUAUCUGGAGGAAUAUUUAAAUAACUUACUAGAAAACACUUUCUACAGGAACUAUCAUGGGAUGUUGGACUUUCUGGAAAUCAGUCCACUUUCCUUCAUCAGAGACCUUGGACCCAAAGGCCUUGAAGGUUAUAUUCUGAAACGGUCCGGGGGUCACCGCAUCCAGGGGCUCAACUGCAUCGGACAUCAUCAGUUCUGCUUUCGCUGGUCUCGUCGGUGGCUUGUGGUGAAGGAUUCGUUCCUCCUGUACAUGUCCAGAGAUCCUGGCGUUGUGUCGUUUGUUCUGCUGUUCGAUCCUGAGCUGAAGGUGUUGGUUGGACGUGUUUACACUGAUACCAAGCAUGGCGUCUGCAUCGAGAACUUCAGCAGGAAGCUGGUGAUUAAGUGCAAUAGCUACAGACAGGCCUUGUGGUGGAGUCAUGAGAUUCGGAGUCUCUCUGAGCGCUGUGAUUUCCACCAGAUGAAUCGCUAUGAAGGCUUCGCCCCACCCAGACCGGACACCCUCACAAAGUGGUAUGUUAAUGGGAAUGGCUAUUUCUCAGACCUGGCAGAUGCAUUGCAACAGGCCAAGGAGGAGAUCUUCAUCACCGAUUGGUGGCUCAGUCCAGAGGUUUUCCUCAAACGUCCAGCUACAGGAACAUACUGGCGCUUGGACAAGAUUCUCAAACGCAAAGCAGAACAGGGUGUGAAGGUGUGUGUGUUGUUGUAUAAAGAGGUGGAACUGGCUCUGGGGAUCAACAGCGGCUACAGCAAGAGAACACUGAUGAACCUGCACCCCAAUAUUAAGGUGAUGCGUCACCCUGAUCACGUGGCCUCAGUUGUGGUUCUCUGGGCCCAUCAUGAGAAAAUGGUUUCCAUCGACCAAUCAGUGGCCUUUGUGGGUGGGUUGGAUCUUGCAUUUGGGAGGUGGGAUGACAGCGACUAUAGGCUAAGUGAUUUGGAUCCCCCCAAAACAGCCAAUAAUGCAGAGACUGCCCAAGAGUCUAAUACUGUGGAUGGCUCUGCCGUCCCUCUGACAGAACCUGCGUCAGAGUGUGAGGAUGAAGUAGAUCUGAGCUGUAAUGCCCUCUUGUGGCUGGGAAAAGAUUACAGCAACUUUAUCAAGAGAGACUGGACACAGCUGGAUCAGCCCUUUCAAGACAAUGUUGACAGAACUCAGGUGCCGCGCAUCCCCUGGCGAGACCUGGGUGCAGUGCAUCAUGGGAAGGCAGCCAGAGAUCUUGCACGGCACUUCAUCCAGCGCUGGAACUUCACAAAGAUCUUUAAGAACAAGUACAAGGAUGACUUCUACCCGUACCUACUGCCAAAAUCCCACUGCACAGCAGAUAAGCUGCCAUUCACCAUUCCCGGUGCCACAAAAGCCUCUGUACAGGUUCUUCGUUCUGUGGAUCGCUGGUCUGCUGGCACAUGUGAACAGUCUAUCCUCAAUGCCUAUAUACAUGUUAUUGAAAACAGCGAGCAUUACAUUUAUCUAGAGAAUCAGUUCUUCAUCAGCUGCUCAGAUCAGAAGAAUGUACUCAACACCAUUGGAGACGCUAUUGUCAAACGGAUCCUACGGGCUCACAGUGAGGGGAAGAAGUACAGGGUGUUUGUCGUAAUUCCCCUACUGCCUGGCUUUGAGGGUGACAUCAGUCAGGGAGGAGGAAAUGCCAUUCAGGCUAUACUGCACUUCACCUACAGAACAAUUAAUCGAGGAGAACACUCCAUUCUCUCAAGAUUAAAGGAGCAAAUGCAGGAUGAAUGGACACAGUAUAUUUCUCUGUGUGGUCUGCGCACAAACUCUCAGCUCGGCCAGUCCCCUGUUACAGAGCUCAUCUACGUCCACAGCAAAGCACUCAUCGCUGACGACCGUUGCUACAUCAUAGGGUCAGCUAACAUCAAUGACAGGAGCAUGCUGGGCAGUCGUGACAGUGAGCUGGCAGUGCUGGUGGAGGAUGAGGAAAGAGUUCCCUCAGUCAUGAACGGAGAGGAGUACCAGGCUGGACCACUAGCACUUGCCUUACGAAAGGAGUGCUUUAGCGUACUUCUUGGAGCAAAAUCUGACCCAAAUCUGAACAUUGAUGAUCCAAUCAGUGAUCAUUUCUUCAAUGAUGUUUGGAACAGAAUCGCCCAAACAAAUGCCAGCAUCUAUGAGAAGGUCUUCCGAUGUCUUCCGCUGGAUUGCGUCCGCAACUUGCGUGAGCUUCAGGAACACGUGAAUGCUCAAAACCUUGGCCUUACUGACCCGGAGGAAGCCAAAGAAGAACUACAGGGCAUCAAGGGCAUCUUGGUCCAUUUUCCUUUGCACUUCCUGUGCGAGGAGAACCUUCUCCCGCCACUUAAAAGCAAAGAAGGAAUGGUUCCUACGGAGGUGUGGACGUAACCGUGAAGAGUGUCGAAUAUUUUGAAGUGUGCCAGUGAAACUGAAGGUUUCAGAGUUAUCACACAUCUAAGAUGGAAGCUACAGUGGUUAACUGCCACACUUUUUGUCCAUUUUGGUUUGUACUCAAAGUGCCCCUAUUAUGCCAUUUUGGGAGUCCCGUAAAUAGGACUACAUGCAUGCAAGAUCAAAAAAAAACCAACACAUUGGUAUUCUCUAAAUAUGCAUUUAAUAUCACUAGGGUGGCCAUAUGCUGCAUUUAUACGGGAUACAUCCAGGCCAGGAUUUUAAUAUUGAGAGCUAUAGAGAGCAGAGCAGAUGACUUCUUAUGCUUUCGAAUCCCUUUCGCACCUACUUUGGUGUGUUUUUUGAUCGGUGCACAGCAACCCUUCAAGUCAAACGAACAAACAAACAAGUCCACAUAACAAACAUAUUUGCAUCACUUUGAUCAUUCCCUGUAGAUCUCACCUUCUCACAUGCAGACCCACGAAUGAUGUUAUGUACAGUACCUGAAUGUUUUUGGUCUAACUGCUAUGGAUGUUUUAGGCAAUAUUAAAAUCCUGGCCUAGGACGUGUCCCGUAUGAACGGCGCAUAUGACUACCCUUAUUAUCUCCUCUUUUUCCAGCGAUUCUCAAACGAUUCUUUCGAAUGAGUUCAAAGAUUCAGUCUCUCUAAACCCCUCCUUCCGUGAGCCUGCUCUGCUCUGAUUGGUCGAACGGCCCAGUCUGUUGUGAUAGGUUUACGGCAUACAUCGCAUGUUGGAAACGAUACGCCCACUGUCAUAGUUCUGCAUUUUAAACGCUCUAUAGAAAAUCCAAAUAAAUAAACCAAAUAAACUGGAUACUGAGACCUCUUUCAGAAGCAAUAGUUUUUUGAAUCCAGCAUUGAACUCACAGAGAUGAGAGAAACAGUAGAAUGACAUGUUUGUGGGCGGAGUCAAGCUUUUUCACGGCUGGCCAAUGUAGAAUAUAGGUGUGCGUUAGACAAGUGUGUCACCCUUUGACGUGUAGCCGUCACAGAUGUGGAAUUGUAAUUACUAACGACUCGUUCAGGCUGUACAAAGUCGAUUCUUUAUUUUUGGAGGCAAUAACUUUAUUCAUCGUGCACUUUAAGCUUUUCAACUUUGCAGAUCGUUAACAUUCACAUACAGCUACAUUACACUGCAUGAAAGCCAAUAUUGGAAAUGGCAUAAUGGGGCACUUUUAAGUAAUACUAGUAAGUGAAUGAUUAGGUCUGAACACUAACCCAUAUUAGUGUGGAACAUUAGUGUAGAAAAACUAAAUGAUCUUGUAUGAGGAGAUAAACGUUUAUACUAAAA
Carassius auratus (goldfish) is the source of this 4456-nucleotide messenger RNA. RefSeq names its product phospholipase D2-like. Gene Ontology annotation, molecular function: phosphatidylinositol binding; D-type glycerophospholipase activity. Gene Ontology annotation, cellular component: intracellular membrane-bounded organelle; plasma membrane region. Gene Ontology annotation, biological process: regulation of vesicle-mediated transport; phosphatidic acid biosynthetic process; intracellular signal transduction. Bases 306 to 3140 code for a protein of 944 amino acids. The record is from RefSeq and is a predicted model, not a curated record. Lineage: Eukaryota; Metazoa; Chordata; Actinopteri; Cypriniformes; Cyprinidae. The transcript has 25 exons.